Mitosporidium daphniae is the source of this 806-nucleotide messenger RNA. RefSeq lists its product as uncharacterized. The annotation marks the transcript as partial. The record is from RefSeq and is a predicted model, not a curated record. NCBI's taxonomy places the organism in Eukaryota, Fungi, Microsporidia. The transcript has a single exon.
CUCUCAUCGAAACCCAAGAUUUUUCCAGAGGAUGUUCCGGGUGAUGAGAAGGUUACCUUGCAAAAAAUUUUUACCUCUGCGCAUUUGAACCAGCUCAGGAGGGAUCUUAAAGAGCGAAACCUUUUGCCCUCGCAAGUAUUCUUUGCCAAGCUUUUCAUGACCUUUUUGUCACCCGCCUAUUCUGCAGACAGUUCAAUUCCCAAUUGGGACAGAAUUCUCAGCAUAAAAGAUAAAGAGUCGAUUGAUGAGCUUAAAUGGAUAUUUUUUUCUGAGAGCAUGCCAGAGAAAAAAAUUAAAAAGUUCUUUGAAGCUAGCGAGGUAGGUAAGGCACUGUUCGAAAAUUUUAACAUAUCUUCGAUUCCAUCCGACUCAAAUACUCCCACAUUGGAUAGAGAGACUGUUGUCCAAUCGACGCAAGAGCAGGAAUCUGUCCAAGAGCAGGAAUCUGUCCAAGAGCAGGAACAGAUUCAUGAAAACCUCGAAGACAAAAAUGUAUCCCCUGCAGAGAAAUCACCUUUCGGAAUAUCUGAUGCGAUAUUUGAUGGUUUAAGGGUUAAAUUUACAAAAGACUUUGCAACAACAGUUGUUGGUCGCCUCAAUUUGAACGAUGCAUACACAAAGUAUCCGGUGUUUGUUGAUGCUGUUGACGGAAAAUGGUUAUUCGCCACAAUGAACGAUGUUGCUGAAAAUUUGAGAGAUAUCGCUCAUUCUUUCUUUUCGCCUGCACUGAUAAACAUCUAUGAUCUGGAAGAAUUUGACUUGGAAGACAUGCUUCACUAUCUGGCAUACUCUGGCGGUGCCGUUGG